Molecule: messenger RNA, 423 nt
Organism: Caenorhabditis remanei
Lineage: Eukaryota; Metazoa; Nematoda; Chromadorea; Rhabditida; Rhabditidae
Exons: 1
Coding region: 1-423 (140 amino acids)
Source: RefSeq, a predicted model, not a curated record
AUGGAUUUCCCAACCCUCCGAGCCCGAAAAUGCCUAGAAAUCCUUCAUAUUCAUGCUCACUGGAACGCCCGUUACUGUUGCCUCCACAACACUCGAGGCCAACCGAUCAACUGUGACUGCCCCAAGAAUUCCUACCACCUCCCCACUCCCCCCGAAUACCGUAAUCUCUUCAUUCAAUUCCUCAUCGAUCACAACGAAUUUACGCUUGGAGAGUUAUCAGAUAUUGAGUUGGAUCUGGUCAUGUCGGAGAUGGAGACAAGAAUCCGUGAAGCGAAAGAAUCUGUUGAGGAGUGGAAGCCUAUGGAAGGUGAGGAUAAGCUAGAUGAAUAUGUGGAGAUAUUGGAAAAAGUGAAGAAGGAAAAACACCAGGUCGAGAAGGAAGUGAUGAGUAGACGGCACAUGAAACGACGAGGAUUUUGCUAA